Schistocerca nitens (vagrant locust) is the source of this 1934-nucleotide messenger RNA. It is a transcript of the gene TTLL15, whose product is annotated as probable tubulin polyglutamylase ttll-15. The transcript has 10 exons. NCBI's taxonomy places the organism in Eukaryota, Metazoa, Arthropoda, Insecta, Orthoptera, Acrididae. The record is from RefSeq and is a predicted model, not a curated record. Gene Ontology annotation, biological process: protein modification process. The coding region runs from base 187 to 1764 and encodes 525 amino acids.
CGGAUGUCAAACCCUUUUUUUAUGUUCAUGCAAGUGGGGAAUGGGGACAGAAUUUGUGGCACGCAGGCAAAACUGUUCUCGAAAGAAUGUGCUGUUGUUCACCCCAGAGCGCCGCGAACAGUUUUUUGUACUUUUACAAAUCAUAGCACCGUCGUAUCCACAUUAGCAACUAUAUAGGUAUCCGGUAUGCCCUCAAAAGGCGAAAAGGAAUCGUCUGCUACAGGAGCAGAACAGGUUGCUGUUGGAAAGCAGUUACAGAAGCAACUUCCACCUGAUGAGCCCACAGGAUGGCACCAGUACAAGCUGUAUGCUUCGUAUGUCUUGGUAGCUACGGCUGCUUAUAUUGUUCCAUUGUUGUUAACACCACACCAUGACAAACAGCUAAAAUGUGUCAGCACAGAUGACAAAGCCAAUACCUCUAUUAGCUUUGGACCAUCGUAUGCACUGUAUGGACAGAGGCUUGAAACAGGCUAUCUUCGGCAUGUGGAGGCAGUACUUCGUCGAUUAGGGUACAGCCGUACUGUGGCUAUUAACUCUUCUGAAUGGGAUUUGCUUUGGGCCCAUGAUUAUCCGUUUAGAACAAUGCCAGAAUUGAGAAAUUUGAAGCCACAUCAAAAAGUGAACCAUUUUCCAGGUUCUGGAUAUAUCACGAAUAAAGUAGACCUUUCUACAUCAAAUCUGCCAUACAUACCUGCAGCAUUCAGAUUGCCUAGGGAUAAGGAAAAGUUUCUUCAGUAUGCUGCAUCCAAGCCUGCUGCUGUGUUUGUGCAGAAGCAUAAUCAACACCGAGGAAUUAAAAUUCUCUCACUUGAUGAGAUGAAUCUUAAUGAUGAUGGUACUUUUGUACAAGAGUAUGUAAGCAAUCCACUUCUUAUUGAUGGUUACAAGUUUGAUAUUGGUGUAUAUACAGUACUCACUUCUGUUGAUCCACUUCGAUUGUAUGUAUAUGGUGGAGACAUUCUCUUCAGGUUUUGUCCUGUCAAGUAUCAUCCCUUUGAUCCAACUGUACUUGAUAAAUAUGUUGUGGGAGAUGAUUACCUUCCCAUAUGGGAGGUACCGUCACUCAAGAGUUAUUAUAAUGACUUGGGUUUCUCCAUGAAAGGGUCUUUUGAUGCAUAUAUGAAGAGCAUUGGGAAAGACACAGACAAAAUUUGGAAUCAAGUUGAUGAAGCAAUUAGAAAUAUAUAUCUGGUGAAAGAAGCAUUAAUAAUACAGAUUUCGUCAAAAUUCAAAUCUACGUCAAAUUUUUUUGAAAUGGUGCGGAUUGAUCUUGUGCUGGAUGAGGAUUUAAAUGUUUAUCUAAUGGAGGCAAAUAUGUCACCUAACUUGUCAUCUGCACAUUUUCCACCAAACCAGUUAUUGUAUGAGCAAGUACUGUACAGUGUGUUCUCCUUGGUUGGUGUUGGGAGAAUUUUAUAUUCCUCCAACAGAAAAAAUAGUGAUGAGGAAGCUGCAACUGAAGAGAUGCAAGCAUCUCUAAAAAAUAUUGUUGUUUUUCCUGAAAUCUGCAAGAAAUGUAGCAGCUGUGAUUCCCAUGAAUGUCUUUUAUGCAGACCUUGCCUGACGGGUUGGACACUUAACGUAUUACGGAGCGCUUACAAAGAACAUGUUUUCAGGAGAGACUGUCGCCGACUGUUUCCUCCAUCUAUGGACCAGGCAGCUGUCAGCACAGGAAAAUAUCUGGAAGAUUUAACACCAGAAAAUCAAUUAAUGGUGCGUUGGUUUCAAGGGAAAUGUUUACAGAAUAAGUCUUGGUGCCUUUAAUACACACUCUUAAUUGUGUACCAAAACCCUUUGAUCUCAGGGAGGUGUGGUCAUGAACAACUUAAAAAAAGGCAUUUUUGUAGAUAUCUUACAUUUAGGCUGGGUAUUAGAAGUGGUAGCAUGUAAUAAAAUUCCUCCCAUAAAAUGAAAGUGAAUACAUUUAUUUUGAA